Messenger RNA from Ceratitis capitata (Mediterranean fruit fly), 1960 nucleotides. RefSeq names its product allatostatin-A receptor-like. Gene Ontology annotation, cellular component: membrane. Gene Ontology annotation, molecular function: G protein-coupled receptor activity. Bases 605 to 1903 code for a protein of 432 amino acids. The transcript is spliced from 8 exons. Gene Ontology annotation, biological process: G protein-coupled receptor signaling pathway. NCBI's taxonomy places the organism in Eukaryota, Metazoa, Arthropoda, Insecta, Diptera, Tephritidae. The record is from RefSeq and is a predicted model, not a curated record.
GGUAUAAACUGGUCUACUUGUAUGAAGACACAAAUCUAGAUAUUGUUUUUGAAAUGUUGGUUAAAUUCCGUGCAAGUGCAUUUCUCUACGCCAGGGCUCGUAAAUUUUAAUAAAAAUUUGAUGUGAAUAAUAUUAAAACAGUUCAAUAAUACAUGGCUUUUGGUAACCAGAGCAUUCACCUUUGCAAUCGAAACAAAUACAACUGCGGCCCGACCGAAAGAACUAAUGUGAUUUAUAUGUAUACCUUCAUACCUAUUUAAGCUGCAAACGUUCCUCUUCUCCUUCACUUAACUCCCAGUAGUUGUGGGAAAACAACGCGGGCUUCAUAGAGAAAAAUCAGUAAAAUAUUAUAGCUAUAAAUAAAGUGAUAAGGGAUGGUGUGGCAAGCCAACUAUUGUACAAAUACUCUGUGAGCGGAAGUGAAAAUUAAGAGCUAGUGAUGCUUUCCAAGCAGCGGUCAAAAUGAAAUACUGAUAAUGAUGGCAAAAAGUGACGGUUGCCCUAAUACGAUUUUUAAUAAAAAAAAAAACUUACAGAAAGGUCAAUAGUGAAUAAGUAAAACAUCAACACAAAGCUACCAAAGAAAUACUAAGCAAAAAACAAAAUGUUGCAAAAUCACAAUUUUACAUCCAUACUUAGUAGCCACCACACAGUGCCUACGUCAUCAACUGUACAACCAGUACUGUGUCCACCUACUUGGGGGUCUACCCACUUAGGCGGAAAUAACUACACCAUCGACGACGUUGAUUGUAACAACUUAAAUUCGGUCCACGGAAAUAGUGUGGGUAAUGUGGAUGUGAAUGUGAUUGGUACGAGUGCGAGUUUGAUUGCGAGAGCAGCUGGUGAUGUUGUGGGCGACGGGAAUUACACGCUUCCCCCGGAUAAUCUACUCGAUUUCGAACUUGACCCACUCGAGCGCGUUGUAUCCGCAAUUGUACCGGCGUUUUUUGGUGUGAUUGGUGUUGCAGGUUUACUAGGCAAUGCACUAGUCAUAUUUGUGGUUGUUGCCAAUCAACAAAUGCGCUCCACCACCAAUCUGCUCAUAAUCAAUCUCGCCGUAUCCGACAUACUCUUCGUCGUCUUUUGUGUGCCUUUCACCGCUGCCGACUAUGUGCUGCCCACAUGGCCAUUUGGAAAUGUGUGGUGUAAAUUUGUACAGUAUAUGAUUGUGGUCACUUGCCAUUGCAGUGUCUACACGCUGGUGCUGAUGUCAUUCGAUCGGUUUUUGGCUGUCGUACAUCCUGUGACGAGUAUGUCAUUGCGCACGGAACGUAAUGCAAUGCUUGCCAUAUUCUGCGCUUGGAUACUAAUCAUCAGCUCAGCCAUCCCCGUGGCUUUGGCUCAUUCGGUACGUUUGUAUUAUUUCAAAGGACGCAGUUACACAGCAUGUGUUUUCUCCACCGAAGAGGAGGGCUGGAGUUUAAUCGGAUUUCAGAUUUCUUUUGUCAUCUCUUCGUACGUGGCGCCAUUGACAUUGAUAUGCUUUCUUUAUGUGGGUAUGUUGGCGCGUCUGUGGAGAGCUGCACCGGGUUGUAAGCCUUCUGAGGAGUCUAGAAAAGGUAAACGGCGAGUAACGCGAAUGGUUGUUGUUGUUGUUUUGGCAUUUGCUAUAUGCUGGCUACCAAUACAUUUAAUACUCGUUAUGAAGGCAUUGGAAUGGUAUCCUGCCACACAUACCUCAGUCAUCUCACAAAUCAUCUCCCAUGUUCUGGCAUAUAUGAACUCUUGCAUAAAUCCAAUUCUUUAUGCCUUUCUCUCUGAUAAUUUCCGCAAGGCUUUUAGAAAGUUCUCUGGAUUUCAGGUUGUCGGCUGUGGCAAUCAACCGCUUUUCCCAAUGGCACAUCAAGUUACAAAAACAACACGCACCACCGGCAAUGUCACAUCAAAUGCUGAAAUGCUCUAAAAACAUAUUCAUAUAUAUGUACAAAUAUUUAAAUAUACAAAAUUAAUAAAGUUGUAU